CGCUGAGGUAAAAGGGCUUCCCCGCGGCAUGGGGGCUGGAGCCGCCGCCACCUAAGGGCGAUGCUGCCCGGGCGGGAUCCGGCCCCGGGGGCGACGACGACCACCAGCGGAGCAGCCGGAGCCGGCGACACCAGCAGGGCCCGGACGUCGCCUGCCAAGCCUUUCCUUUGUUACUGUUUUCUUCCUGGCUGGAGAAAGUUACUAGCUCUCUAUCCCCUACCGUUUUACUGACUCUAAGUCCUGAUGCAGUAAAAGAUGAGGAAGGGGCAAAUUCUUCUCUUGAAGAACUCCAGCAUCAAAAGCCAGAAUUGGGAUUCCCUUGGCUGAUGGUGUACCUUCCUGUAAAGAGUUGCCACGUGACCUUGAACAAAGGAGCUGGAACUUUUUCUCCUCCAACUUUUAGCAGCAUUCAGACUAAUAACUGGUGCAAUUGGACCAUCUGGGCAGGCCCUCGCAAACAUAUCUUGAUUUACAUUGAAGGGUUUGAGAGAAAGCCAGACUGUGAAGAAAAUCAAGAUAAGAUUCUAUUUCAGGGGAUCAGAUCAAGUGUGGAAAACAAAGUUGUUUAUGCAUGUAGAAACCAUGGAACUUUGAUCUUUGCUACACAGGCCGAGGCUGCCCACGUAGUGUUUUUAUCAAAAGCCUCUUCUCAAAACCAUAGCCAUAAAUAUUUUAAGGGAUGGUAUUAUAUAUUUGAAGAUUAUGAAAUGUCAACUUCUGCAGUUGGUGAUGUAGUGGUUCCUGAAGAACCAGUUUUGAAAUAUAACAGCAGUAUUGAAUUUCCAUCAUACAUAAUUCACUCGAGACAUAUUUCAGACCUUGAAAAUGACAGGAUCCCUAGCAAUGAAAACAGCUUACUUGAAGAAAAGUCGAACAAAACCAAAAAUGCCCCAAUCCUGGAAGCAUUACUGAGACCAGCUGCUCGUAAUUACGCUUCGGUUUCUUUCUCAAAACCCACAAAAAAUGUCACCCUACAUGACCUUGAGCUGAAGGAGAUGCAGGUUAUGAAACCACCUACAGAUGAGCAUCGAAUUAAUGACACCUUUUCUGGUGGCUUAAAGAAAACUGGAGUCUUGGUUUCAAACAGCAUGGAGGAUACAGAAAAGGCUAUUUCUCCACCAGCCCCUCUAUAUGAUUCCCAGAAGUUCAGAAUAAGGACUGAAGUGGUGGUGGCAGGAGUUACCAGAGACUCUCCUGGUGUUGAAAACAACAUGCAUUGGAGGUCAACGCACAUGAAAGAUGCUGAAAGAGCAAAAUUUGAGAAAUCUGAUUUCCCGAGUGGUGUUACUAUUCCACAACUCUCCUUAAAAGAACCAAGACCUCCAGUUUUCCCUCCAAAAAGCAUCCCAGAGGAGAAGCAGCAACCUCAUGCUGUGAUCUCAACAAAGGUUUCUGAUGCCAUCGAAUUUCCAUAUGUGGUGCUGAAGGAAGCAGCUAGAGGAGAACGGAUGGUUGUUUUCCCAGGUAACUUGAAAAAUACUCAAGCAGAGAUGGCUGUUAGUUCAUACCCUGAGAACUCAGUUAGAGGAUAUACAGGAUGCUCGCAGAGGAAGUGUACAAAAUCUAAUCCUCCCUACAUCCCACUUUCGGAGUGGCCAUCAAGUGAUGAAACACCUUUGGACAAAGGGCAAGCAAAUAAUUCACAUGUAGAGAGCAUUCUUGUUUUCAGUUCUCCUGAAAAUGAUUCUGUACUGGAAUACCAACACAAACCUGGAGAUAUUUUACUUGAAGUAACUUUUGGUAUCGAGCACCAAGGACGGAUCCCUCACAACGGAAGCAGGCUAGGAGAAGACCUCAUCGAAUCGGUGAAGAUGCAGGUGCAUGAAAGAGUGAAGUUCCUCUCAAACAAAGUUAAAGAGAUCAAGUUAAAGGAAAUCAGAAAGAAGGAAGGAAGUGAAAGAAAAAGAAUGAAUUACCCAAACCUGCUAUUCACAUUCUGGCUGCACCUGGUGCCAGAGGAAAAUAACAUCUCCGGCUUAAUACAUUCUCACUUGGAAGGCCUUGGCGGCACAUUCACAGGAUCUGGAGAGAUUCGGCAUGUUUCAGUAGGAGAUGUGAAUGAAUGCAGCUCUGGAAUUGAACUUUGUGGCGACGAUGCAAUUUGUCUCAAUGGAUACGGCACAUAUUUGUGUCAAUGUAAAGAAGAAUAUGAGGACCGUUCUUUGACAAAGUCGGGUACCCUUUGUGUCCGAAGUCCACCAUCCGGCCUUCGUUUCUUGUACAGCUACAUGGAGAUUUUUGUAGGAACCAUGAUUUUUUUCAUCUCUGCCAUCGUCGUGGUGAUAAGUGUGCUGUGUACAAUUGUAAAGAAGAGGCGCACAAAGAAGGACUUAAGCUUUCCAGAGGCAGCUUUGUCUAGGGCACCAGCAGCGUCACAUUCUCAAUCUACCACCUUUGAUCAGAAUAACGUCCGUAAUCUCCUUACUUUAGACCCUGCCCGUUUAAAACUCAGAGCCAAAUCACCAGAAUGGCCCUUGCAACUCAGAAGUAGCCCUACUGAAGUGUGCAGAGUAUCUGUUGAGCAGUCUGAAUGUUUAUAAAAAAAAGCAAUGCAAAUUGCAAAUCCCUCUCUUCCCCCUUAUUGAAAUUACUUUUAUUUAUUGCAGGCGAGUUGAUGCAUUUUCUUGUUUCUUGCGUAAUGUUAAUAUUUUUGUAUCACAUGUUUUCUCCCUAUGUCCUGUUACUUCUGUCAUUUUUUUCCACUUCAGAUUUUUGGCCACUGCAUUUGUCUUAUUUUGUAUGUAAAACAGGAAUGAAUCAAACGAUUUAAUGUGGCUGUUAAUAAAUCUGGCAUCUUGCUCUUUG
Molecule: messenger RNA, 2805 nt
Organism: Eublepharis macularius
Lineage: Eukaryota; Metazoa; Chordata; Lepidosauria; Squamata; Eublepharidae
Exons: 11
Coding region: 327-2540 (737 amino acids)
Molecular function (GO): calcium ion binding
Source: RefSeq, a predicted model, not a curated record